Cucurbitaria berberidis CBS 394.84 is the source of this 1350-nucleotide messenger RNA. Its product is annotated as SET domain-containing protein. Lineage: Eukaryota; Fungi; Ascomycota; Dothideomycetes; Pleosporales; Cucurbitariaceae. The record is from RefSeq and is a predicted model, not a curated record. Gene Ontology annotation, molecular function: protein binding. The transcript has a single exon. The coding region runs from base 1 to 1350 and encodes 449 amino acids.
AUGAAGACCGCAGUCGGGCUUACCCUGUUGAGCAGGGCUCUCGCGCUAACGAAUGAGAAACUCGAAGUCGUCGGUCAAAAACCCCUCCUUCACGCAUGCCCUUCAGACUCAAUACUCCAAAAGGGCGAAUGCCAGGACGCAACCUUCGGCUCUUCUCACGACAUCAUAUCCGACGUCGCCUUCCGAUCAAACAUCUCUCAAUUUCAGCAGACACUAGAAGAAUCCCGGAAAAAAGCCUCACAAGUCAAAGACUUCCCAUGGACCUUUUGGCCAGAAUGUUUCUCGAACGAGAACACCACAGACCCGUACUGUGUCUUCACCGACCAGUCCUUUGCUUCGGGUCGCGGCAUCUUCAUCAUCACUACAAAAGACCUCGCAUAUGACAUGCUAGAACACGACGCAUGGAGACGGCCAGAGACACUCUCGCGGGUCAACAAGUACGACAGUCCGCCCUUUGUGACACACGAAUUCCCCGGCAAAGGCCGCGGCCUCGUCGCGAACAAAACCCUGCACCGCGGAGACCAGAUCUUCGCCUCAACGCCUAUCCUCAUCACCGACUCAGGCGCAUACGACCUCUCUGAAGCCGAGCGUCUCGCACUACUCUACCGCGGCGUCGACACGCUGCCACCCGCCUCGCAAAAAGUGUUCUGGGAGCUGUUGGGCCACUUCAACGACGACCCAGUCGACGACAGGAUCAACACGAACAACUUCGACGUGUCCAUUGACGAAGAGGCUCAAGCUGCCGUAUUUCCUGAAAUCGCAAUGCUGAACCACGAUUGCAGACCGAAUGCGGCGUACGCUUUCGACGAGCGGACCAUGACGCAUUAUGUCCACGCGGUACGGGACAUCAUGCCCGGCGAGGAGAUCACAAUCACGUACAUUGACAAUGAAAUGGAGCGCGCAAGACGCGUGAAGAAGCUCAAGAGGAACUGGGGUUUUGACUGUAGCUGCAGCACUUGCACUGCGCAUCCCUCUCUGGUGUCUGAAUCUGACACUAGGCUCGGUGAGAUUGCAGCUCUCUCCACUAUCUUGGACGACUGGACGAUUGAUUCUGAAGCCACCCCGGAAGCCGCUGAGCUUCUCAUCUCGCUAUAUGAGCAGGAGCGCCUUCAUGCUAAUUUGGCGACGGCGUAUAAGCAUGCUGCGGAGGCGUAUAGCAGUUUUGGCAAGAAGUGGGAGGCGAUGCGGUAUGCGAGGUUGAGUGCGGAGAUGAGCAUGUUAGAUAAGGGCUUUGGCGAUUCGGAUGUGAAGGAGAUGCGGGAGAUGAGCUUGAGGCCUGAGUUGAGCUGGAGCUGGAAGAAGCGGGUUGGUAUGGGAGGCAAAUCAUGUGGGUGUGGACAUGGCCAUUGA